ACCGCCGGUUGAUGCAGCAGUACUCAAAGAGUUAACUGCUCGGUCGGAGUCAUGACAUCAUGUGGGACAAUCACAUGCUUCCCGGCUUUGAGUGGCAGCUGCACUGGAAAAAAAACACAUGAACAGACCGAAGGCAUUAUGGAUGUCUUUCGUGGAGAGUGAGACUAAGGAAAAAAGGGACAGUAUAUGACGUAUUAAGAUGAGGGACUUAUUAAUAUGAACCGAAUUCCUUCCCGAGCGAGCCGACUACCGGACAAGCAUGAGGCGAGAAGUCCAUGGAAAAGUGAAGCUGAUCGCGCUUGAGGGCUUUUGCAUGUUUUUGAAUAGGUGGCUAUAAGCUCGCUAGCUAGUUAGGAAAUGGUACGCAAAACACCUUCUUUAAAUAUGACUUUUUUGUCAUAUUCUUUGCUAUAACGGAGUAGCCUAUAACCCGCACACAGUGUCCUCGUGUUACCUUUUAACAGUGGACGAAUAAGAUUUUUUGGGAAGAGUGACCGAAAUCAAUUAUUUUAGCUGCAAUUUGCAUUUUAUUAUAUGUAUUUUGAUUUUAUUAAUGCAUUUUCUUGAAGACUGCUUAGAUCACAAAUAGAAGUUUUUGACCUGAUGUAUUUGUAUCAACCCGAAGGACUGACUGGGAAUCGACUGGAAACGGCAAGCUAGCCUUGAAACCCGUUGCUUGUCAGCGAUGUUUGAGAGAUAGGCUACUUAGUUUCAUUUUACAGUAAGCUAUUAGGCUAUAUUAACAAUGAGAUCUUCUUUGGCUCCGGGAAUUAAAUUUAUCACCUCUUUUCCCAGGGACAGCUGGUAUCGAGGCUUCAUCCUUUUCCUUACCUUCCUCUUCUAUACCGCCUAUCAUAUGUCCCGCAAACCCAUCAGCAUUGUCAAGAGCGAGCUUCACAGAAACUGUUCCACUGUGAUACGGCCAGCCCACCUCAACGUGACCGACAAUGACACUUGGUGUGACUGGGCCCCGUUUGACCAGGACAACUACAAGACGCUGUAUGGCGUCAUGGAUAACUCCUUCCUGGUGGCCUACGCCAUCGGCAUGUUUAUCAGUGGGAUAUUCGGGGAGCGGUUGCCCCUCCGUUACUACCUCUCUUGUGGGAUGCUCCUCAGCGGUUUGUUCACUGCCCUGUUUGGGCUGGGGUUCUACUGGGACAUCCACUCCGUCUGGUACUACGGUUUUGUCCAGGCGAUGAACGGGCUUGUUCAGACCACGGGCUGGCCGUCGGUGGUGACGUGCGUCGGGAACUGGUUCGGGAAGGGGAAGCGCGGGCUGAUCAUGGGGGUGUGGAACUCUCACACCUCCAUGGGGAACAUCCUGGGCUCCCUGAUCGCGGGGGUGUUCGUGUCCUCGGCGUGGGGCAUGUCCUUCAUUGUGCCCGGGAUCGUCAUCGCCUGCAUGGGGGUCGUCUGCUUCUUCUUCCUGGUGGAAAAGCCUGAAGAUGUGAACUGCAGUCUUCCCCAGCACCAUGAGGGUGACGAGGAGGAGCCCCUCCUUCGGAACUCGUCCAGCGCGGAGGAGAUCUUCAGCAGCCCUGGGUCCUCGACCCCACAACCUGCUGGGGAGCAGCCAGGGGCGAUUAGCUUUACUGGGGCCCUCCGAAUUCCGGGUGUUUUGGAGUUCUCCUUUUGUUUACUCUUUGCCAAGCUGGUGAGCUACACAUUCCUGUACUGGCUGCCUCUGUAUAUCGCUAAUGUUGCCCACUUUGAAUCGAAGGCGGCCGGUGACAUGUCGACGCUAUUUGACGUCGGAGGCAUUGUGGGUGGCAUCAUGGCUGGAGUGGUGUCGGACUACACCGGCGGCAGAGCCACCACCUGCUUCGUCAUGCUGACCGUGGCUGCGCCCAUGCUGUUCCUGUACAAUCAUGUGGGAGAGAACGGCCUGGGCACCACCAUCGGUAUGCUACUCUUGUGUGGAGCUCUGGUCAACGGCCCCUAUGCCCUGAUCACUACCGCCGUCUCCGCUGACCUGGGAACUCACGAGAGCCUCCAAGGGAACUCCAAGGCGUUGUCAACGGUAACCGCCAUUAUUGAUGGGACUGGGUCAAUAGGUGCUGCUCUUGGUCCUCUGCUGGCUGGCUUGAUUUCUCCAACUGGCUGGAAUAAUGUCUUUUAUAUGCUUAUCACAGCAGACAUACUGGCCUGUUUGCUGCUGUCCAGACUGGUGUUCAAGGAGGUGAGGGGCUGGUGCUGCCGGGGUGGAAGACACAGAGGAUUCAAAGAAAUCUGAAGUCCCUAACAGACCCCGAAGACUGCGUCCCUGUGUGCAGAGAACCAGCGUAAUCAUAUGGGGGGGGGAGGGAGGGGGGUGGGGGGGGGGGGGGCCCAGACACCGAUGUUCUGCGGUGAAUGGGCAGGAAAGAGAAAAGCGAAUAACAAUAGUCCGACUUUCAUCCUUGGCGUCGGCCGAGGCGCGAGAACAAAACAUCAAUGAUGCGGCGCGGAGACGGACGCAGAUUAAAGGAGCGCUGAAGGACCACGGGGCCGGAGCCGGGGAGGGGGGGGCUGGGUGGCCCCCCGGCAACCUCAGCACACCCGCUAAUUACCGUGUACUGUUUUAUUUAAUUAUUUUAGUAUACUGACUAAUGCCUUUCUUUGUCAUCUCCCGUUUGUUCCGUCUUUUAUCAUUAAAAUUGCUCUCGGCUCUCAGGCCUAUUUCGUUGGCAUUCGUAUGUGGCCCCUCGUCUCCACGGUUACCUGAUUGUUACCCAGAUGUUCCUGUUGUUGUUGACGAUGUUUUUUUUAACACUUUUUUUCUGUUCUGUUUUCAUGACGGUUUGCGAUGCGAUGAAUGGCCUUAUUUGCAUUUGCUCUAAUGAGCGUUGGGGCCUCCACACGCAGCGCACAGAGCGCUACACAAAACUUUGCCCUUAACCACUGACACCCCCCCCCCCCCCCUUCCUCCCUUGCGGUUAUGUUAUGUUGUUCUUGGAGGUUGAUGCGCUUUUCGAGGAGCUUUAAUCUCCAGAUUCACCUGUUCAUGUGCUGACCUUACCACGUGGCGCAGAGCGGGUGCAGUCGCCACGGCGAAGAGUAGCGUCCGCACCUCUGAGCACGUGACCGUACGUUAGGGACCCGCGCGCCACCUCGCACCUCUGCGAAAUGAAGCCGUUUGUCACCUCUUCUCACCCUGCCCCCCCCCUCCCCCAGGCGGUUAAUUAGCACAUUCUGCGUGUGGUAGCGGAGACGCCCGGCGUGGGGGGCAGGCUCGCUCUUGUUUUGACAGCUGAUUACAACGCUUAAGGUGCACGGCGCGGGGGAGGGCGUGCACGUCAGCCAGCACACGCACGGCCAGGGAACUAGGUCACGGUUCUGCUACAAGCAGCGUCGACGGCCGAAACAUUCCUACAUGUGUAGUGCAUUUAUAGUGCGCUACGUAAUAAUCAGACAGCAAGGGGACGCAGGCGUGUGAAUUUCAUAUCACUGAAAGUCUGGUCAUGUGACUGGACAGGUGUAAGAUUACAAGAAGAGGAAAACAAUCAAAGCUGGAAAAUCCAUAAAUCACUGAAAUUAUUGAUUAAAUUAUUCUUUAUUGUUUUUUUUGGGGUUUUUUUAGGCCUUGCCCAGCAUUAUUUGGUGCUGGAAACAACAUUGUGGCUGUCUUUCAGGGAUGAUUCAGGGCUCCCUUCCACUAUGGAAAAAUGUAUGGUGCAACUCUAUCACAGGAAAAGGCUAGGCUGUCGCAUGUUAGCAUUUCAGCAAAGCUCAUUUUGAACAGACCCUUAGACUAGGCUGAAGUCUCUUCAUAACCAAAGUAUUUAUGUGGUGUGACGUUUCCCUUUAACCUAUUUAUACCUAUGUGGCAAUAGAACCUAGUUGGCUUUGGUUUGUAGAAAAAUUGAUAACUUUUUGAGCUUCUUACAAUUGAAGACUUGCCAUCGCCACCGUUAAUAUAUUUUCCCAUUUUAGAAUAUAUUAUCGCUUUGGAGCGAGUGCAACUGUGGUGAUUCUAACUAAGAAAAUGUGCGGUAUCCCCCCCAUUGCAUCGUUGUUCGCUCAAGACAGUCAAUAUAUGGCAAGCAAUGGCAGCUUAAUAUUUUGUAUUAUGUCACAACAAGGCAGCACGUGGUUCAAGUCUGCGUUGUCUUAACAGGCUUUAUUUUUUAAUAGUCACUUGGUUUUCUUGACAAAUCACUACUACUCAUUAAGUCAAUAGCAGAUUAAAUUUUUGCCAAACACGGCAGAAAGGCAGACUUUGUUUACCCUGUGACCUCAUAUUGACGUUGUGUCGUCCUUUCACUCAGCAUGUGUCAGUUGCAGGCAUAUUUUACAGCUGUAAUUUAAAUAAUUUUGAAUGGCUGUGGGUCGGUGUGGAAGCCUGUUUUGUUUCUCUAGGGCAGAGAACCAAGCCAGCGUGCACCUCCCAGCUCAGCUUUAGAAAGAGACAGAUUAACAAAAAACGGUUUUAUCUGCUCGAGUUCAACAGCUGGGACGUAGAUUCUUCAGACCAGAGAAAACAAAGUGUUUUUUUUUCCACAGUUGGCUGUUUUGACAGGCUGUACGGAAAAACAAACCCGUGCUUUCCCACAAACGAGGGUAUCCUUGAGGAGUUCACAAAUUCCCAAACAUGUCAUUUUAAAACAAAUAAAGGGCUUUUAUGACUGA
Molecule: messenger RNA, 4608 nt
Organism: Anguilla rostrata (American eel)
Lineage: Eukaryota; Metazoa; Chordata; Actinopteri; Anguilliformes; Anguillidae
Gene: slc37a2
Product: solute carrier family 37 member 2
Exons: 18
Coding region: 746-2233 (495 amino acids)
Biological process (GO): glucose-6-phosphate transport; phosphate ion transmembrane transport
Cellular component (GO): endoplasmic reticulum membrane
Molecular function (GO): glucose 6-phosphate:phosphate antiporter activity
Source: RefSeq, a predicted model, not a curated record